Molecule: messenger RNA, 387 nt
Organism: Nerophis lumbriciformis (worm pipefish)
Lineage: Eukaryota; Metazoa; Chordata; Actinopteri; Syngnathiformes; Syngnathidae
Source: RefSeq, a predicted model, not a curated record
AUGAGCGGAAGAGGAAAAACCGGUGGCAAAGCAAGAGCAAAGGCAAAGACCCGAUCUUCUCGUGCUGGACUUCAGUUUCCAGUCGGUCGUGUCCACAGGCUUCUACGCAAAGGCAACUAUGGUGAACGUGUAGGCGCUGGAGCUCCUGUGUACCUUGCCGCUGUUCUCGAAUAUCUGACUGCAGAGAUUCUGGAAUUGGCCGGCAACGCCGCCCGCGACAACAAGAAAACCAGGAUCAUCCCCCGUCAUCUGCAGCUAGCUGUCCGCAACGAUGAGGAGCUCAACAAACUCCUGGGCGGAGUGACCAUCGCUCAGGGCGGCGUGCUGCCCAACAUCCAGGCGGUUCUUCUGCCAAAGAAGACCGAAAAGGCUGCCAAGUCUAAGUAA